Gossypium raimondii (Peruvian cotton) is the source of this 3501-nucleotide messenger RNA. RefSeq lists its product as uncharacterized. Gene Ontology annotation, cellular component: CCR4-NOT complex. Gene Ontology annotation, molecular function: protein binding. The record is from RefSeq and is a predicted model, not a curated record. The transcript has 7 exons. The coding region runs from base 256 to 2883 and encodes 875 amino acids. Lineage: Eukaryota; Viridiplantae; Streptophyta; Magnoliopsida; Malvales; Malvaceae. Gene Ontology annotation, biological process: mRNA catabolic process; negative regulation of translation.
UCAUCUUUGAUGUUGCAUCAAACCACAAUAUCACUGCUCACUCCGCAGUUUUAACUCAUUUUGGACGAAAAAGAACAGAACAGAAAAGAAAAUUAUCCCUCAAUUGUGAUUUUAUUAAAAACUAUGCAUUUUCUAGUUUAAAGAAGCUAAGGGGUUUCUUCAACCAUCCUCUACGCCUGAGAUCUUCCCCCUUUUUUUUCCCUUUAAUUUUUAAAUUUCAUUUUUCUUAUCUCGUUCGAUUGGUCUGAUCUGGUCAUGGAUUUGCGAGAUUCAUCACCGUCGUCGACUCCGAAUCGGGAUGGUAACGCUGGCGACGACGACGGCGUCCUCUCCGCCACUUCCGCCCUCGCUAAAGACGCCGCUCUUUACUUUCAGUCUAGGAAGUUCGCCGAGUGCGUCGAUGUCUUGAAUCAGCUCAACUCGAAGAAAGAAAACGAUCCCAAGGUUCUUCAUAAUAUUGCAAUUGCGGAGUUCUUUCGGGAUGGUUGCUCAGACCCAAAGAAGUUGCUUGAAGUCCUUAACAAUGUCAAGAAGAGAAGUGAGGAGCUUGCUCUUCUUGCAUUUGGGGAACAGGUGGAGUCUGGUAGCAAUAUUGGAAAUAACAUUACUUCAGGUUCAAAAGGAUGUGGUACAACUACAAGUCUUCCUGCUUCAAAUUGUGCCAGUAUUAUUUACACAGAUGAAUUUGAUACCUCUGUGGCUUCUCUAAACAUAGCAGUCAUUUGGUUCCACCUUCAUGAAUACUCGAAGGCCUUAUCAGUUCUUGAACAUGUUUAUCAAAACAUUGAACCUAUAGAUGAGACAACAGCUCUUCAUAUCUGCCUCUUGUUGCUGGAUGUUCUGCUAGCUUGCCGUGAUGUGUCAAAAUCUGCGGAUGUAUUGAAUUAUCUAGAAAAAGCAUUUGGUGUUGGCAAUGUGAGCCAAGGGGAAAAUGGUAACACAGCUCCGCAGCAAUCCUUGAAUGUAGUUGGAAAAUCAUCCUCAGAUCCAAACAGCUCAUUGAUCUCAGAUGUUUCUUGUUCAGACUUAGUUGCUAGUGUCAAUGCCUCUGAGAGUCCUCUAUCUAGAACUUUAUCAGAGGAUCCACUGGAUGAAAUGUUUUCAACACUAGAUAUUGGAGGACAGAACUUUGCUAGGCACACUGGUCUUACAUCUGCAAAUGAUCUACCCAGGAUCACAGUUGAUAGAUCUAUCUCUGGUGUUGAUCUGAAGCUCAAGUUGCAACUUUACAAGGUUCGACUAUUGCUUCUCACUAGAAAUGUAAAGCUAGCAAAGCGUGAAGUCAAGCAUGCAAUGAAUAUUGCUCGAGGGAGAGAUUCAUCUAUGGCUCUCUUCUUGAAGGCCCAGCUUGAGUAUGCUCGUGGCAACCAUCGGAAAGCUAUCAAGUUGUUAAUGGCAUCAAGUAAUCGGACGGAUGCAGCAAUGUCAAGCAUGUUUAACAAUAAUCUAGGCUGUAUUUACUAUCAACUUGGGAAGUAUCAUACAUCUGCAGUGUUCUUUUCCAAGGCACUGAGUAAUUGUUCAUCUCUUCAGAAAGAGAAGCCUCUAAAGCUAUUAACAUUCUCACAGGAUAAAUCUCUCCUCUUAACAUAUAACUGUGGGUUACAGUACUUGGCCUGUGGAAAACCACUACUUGCAGCUCAUUGUUUCCAGAAAGCGAGUUUAGUUUUCUACAGAAGACCCCUAAUGUGGCUUCGGCUUGCUGAAUGUUGUCUAAUGGCGGUAGAGAAAGGGAUUGUAAAAGGAAGUUGGGCUCCAUCAGACAGAUCAGAAGUUAGAGUCAGCGUUAUAGGGAAGGGUAGAUGGAGAAGACUUCUAAUUGAAAAUGGAAUUUCAAGAAACAGACAUGUAGAUUCUGUUGAAAGGGAGGUCUGGGCUUUAGGUGGUGAUGGGCAACCUAAGCUUUCAUUACCUCUUGCUAGGCAGUGUCUCUACAAUGCACUGCACUUGUUGAACUGUUCUGAGUUGUGUAAUUCGAAGUCUAUUGUAUGCUCAGAUUCAUCCUUGGAGGAGAAUGAAUCGAGUGAUGGAGCAUCUUCCAAGAACUCAAACUAUAAGAACUUACCCUGCAAUGAUUCCAAGGCUUCAACUAUGCCGGCUGCUCUAAUUAACUUAAAUGGGGAUUUGAAAGAACCAAAGGGGGGAACUAAUCAGGAGGGUAUUCAGAACUCCAUCUCCUAUUAUGAAGAUAUUUGCAGAAGAGAAAAUCAGAUGAUUAAGCAAGCCCUUCUUGCUAACCUGGCAUAUGUAGAGUUAGAACUGGAAAAUCCUUUGAAGGCGCUCUCUGCAGCACAAGCUCUCUUAGAACUGCCAGAUUGUUCAAGAAUUUACGUCUUUCUAGGCCAUGUCUAUGUGGCGGAGGCUUUAUGUUUGCUGAACAAACCUAAGGAAGCUGCAGAGCACUUGUCCAUUUAUUUAUCUGGGGAAAGUAACAUCAAAUUACCGUUUGGUCUAGAGGACUGUGAGCAGUGGCGAGUGAAAAAGCAUAUUGAUUGUGAAGAAGCAAAUGUUGGAGCAGCAGCUGCCAAGAAUUCUUCCCCCGAGGGCUUAGAGGAUUUUAUGUUUCUCAAGCCUGAAGAGGCACGUGGAACACUUUACGCAAACCUUGCUGCAGUGUCUGCAAUACAAGGCGACCUUGAGCGAGCUCACCAUUUCGUGACGCAAGCAUUGUCCCUGGUACCCAACAGCAGCGAAGCCACUAUGACCGCAAUAUAUGUCGAUCUCAUACUUGUCUGGACCUUUAAGCUUUUGGAACCAAGGACUGGUACGGAUUUGAAUAUUUUUUUUUACAGAUUAUUAUUUGCAACAGUUUUGAAGUGUUUGGAUACCCAUUAUUUGAAUUUGAAAUAUAUGGUGUGUUGCAGGACUUUGGCAAAUGGGUAGGAAACUAAGUAAUUUUAUUGAUUGAUUUUUAAUUAUUAAAGAGGCCCCCUUCAUGAAACCACUUGCCGUAACCAAGUCUAACGGAGAGACCCUUAACAAACACCAUAUGUUAAUGUUAUCACGUAAAGGUAAAAGAUAGAGAAAGGGUUCAUGAGGUGCCACAGGCUUCAAAGUUGGUCCCUUCCCAGCUCCAGUAUUAGUCUGCAGGCUGCGUUUGAAACUGUGUUAUUCAACUCGUGAUAUCUUCCUAUAACAUAAAGUAAAACACCUACAAUUUCUAGACUGUCAUUUCUGAACCUGAAUUGCUUGGUUGAAAAUAAAAGACCGACAUAUGCUAGAUGGACCCAUCCAUCGUGGUUCACCUAAAUUUUCAUCCAAAUGUAUGUAUUGGUGAAGAUUGUCCAGUCACGCCCUGAUUGCUACAUUUGAAUAAUGCCAACGAAUUAAAGCCAAAACAGUAGUUUAUGCCUACGACUAUGGGGGUCCGCAAUACUUUUCUCAAGCCAUUCAUCUUUCAGCUUACUAUUUGAGUUCUUCACUAUCCAACUUGCCAUAAAUGACUACUUUGUAAUAUCUAAAUUUAAUUAGAUGAAAUAUAGUCAACAGAUAAUAUCUUAA